Messenger RNA from Jaculus jaculus (lesser Egyptian jerboa), 5198 nucleotides. RefSeq names its product guanine nucleotide-binding protein G(q) subunit alpha. Lineage: Eukaryota; Metazoa; Chordata; Mammalia; Rodentia; Dipodidae. The record is from RefSeq and is a predicted model, not a curated record. Gene Ontology annotation, molecular function: GTPase activity; G protein-coupled receptor binding; G-protein beta/gamma-subunit complex binding. Gene Ontology annotation, biological process: action potential; adenylate cyclase-modulating G protein-coupled receptor signaling pathway; phospholipase C-activating dopamine receptor signaling pathway. The transcript is spliced from 7 exons. The coding region runs from base 66 to 1145 and encodes 359 amino acids. Gene Ontology annotation, cellular component: heterotrimeric G-protein complex.
GGGCGGGAGUGUGUGCGCGCGUGUGAGCAGGGUGCCGCGGGCUGCAGCGGAGGCCCUUCGGAAGAAUGACUCUGGAGUCCAUCAUGGCGUGCUGCCUGAGCGAGGAGGCCAAGGAAGCCCGGCGGAUCAACGACGAGAUCGAGCGGCAGCUCCGCAGGGACAAGCGGGACGCGCGCCGGGAGCUCAAGCUGCUGCUGCUCGGGACAGGAGAGAGUGGCAAGAGUACCUUUAUCAAGCAGAUGAGGAUCAUCCAUGGCUCUGGAUACUCUGAUGAAGACAAAAGGGGCUUUACCAAGCUGGUGUACCAGAACAUCUUCACAGCCAUGCAGGCCAUGAUUAGAGCUAUGGACACACUGAAGAUCCCUUAUAAGUAUGAGCACAAUAAGGCUCAUGCACAGUUAGUGCGAGAGGUUGAUGUGGAGAAGGUGUCUGCUUUUGAGAAUCCCUACGUAGAUGCAAUAAAGAGCUUGUGGAAUGACCCUGGAAUCCAGGAAUGCUAUGAUAGACGACGAGAAUAUCAGUUAUCUGACUCUACCAAAUACUAUCUGAAUGACUUGGACCGCGUAGCCGACCCUUCCUACCUGCCUACACAACAAGAUGUGCUUAGAGUUCGAGUCCCUACCACAGGCAUCAUCGAAUACCCCUUUGACUUACAAAGUGUCAUUUUCAGAAUGGUUGAUGUAGGGGGCCAAAGGUCAGAGCGAAGAAAAUGGAUACACUGCUUUGAAAAUGUCACCUCUAUCAUGUUUCUAGUAGCGCUUAGUGAAUAUGAUCAAGUCCUUGUGGAGUCUGACAAUGAGAACCGGAUGGAGGAAAGCAAAGCCCUCUUUAGAACAAUUAUUACCUAUCCCUGGUUCCAGAACUCCUCAGUCAUCCUGUUCUUAAACAAGAAAGAUCUUCUAGAGGAGAAAAUUAUGUAUUCCCACCUAGUUGACUACUUCCCAGAAUAUGAUGGACCCCAGAGAGAUGCCCAGGCAGCUCGAGAAUUCAUCCUGAAGAUGUUCGUGGACCUGAACCCAGACAGUGACAAAAUUAUCUACUCCCAUUUCACAUGCGCUACAGACACCGAGAACAUCCGCUUUGUCUUUGCUGCCGUCAAGGACACCAUCCUCCAGUUGAACCUGAAGGAGUACAAUCUGGUCUAAUCGUGCCUCCCAGAAACCUGCCCUUCCCUUCCCUGGUGGGAUGAUGAUAUACAGGAGGGACUGUAUUUCUGUGGAAACAAUUUGCAUAAUACUAAUUUAUUGCUGUCUGGACUCUGUGAGUGUGUCCACAGAGUUGUAGUAAAUAUUAUGAUUUUAUUUAAACUGUUCAGAGGAAAACAGGAUGCUGAAGUACAGUCCCAGCACAUUUCCUCUCUAUCUUUUUUUUUAAAGGCAAAAUCUUGUGAUUCAGUGUAUUUUAAAUUCUCAGUCAUGCACUCACAAAGACAAAAAAGCUUUUUUUCUCUCUCCUUUUCUAUUGAGCAAAACAAAGCUGAUUUCUUCUUAAUAUAUGCUUCCCUCAUUAUUUUUCCCCAGAUUACAAUGGCCUUUAUCCUAGUUCCAUUCUUGAUCAAGUUUUUCUCUCGAAUGAUAGGAUAGUGUCAUUCAAUUUAAGCCAUCUUUCAUCAGCUUAAUUUAACAGUUUGUAGUUUUUGCUGAGGGAUUAUAUGUAUUACUACUAUGAUUUUAAAUGUUUUGCUUGGGAUACACACCUAGUGUCUCUUUUAAAAUAUAUAUAUAUAUGCAUAUGUGCAUAUAUAUGUAUGUAUGUGUAGUCUUGUCUCACUUUGGACUAAGUCACUGGGCACCCAUAGAAAGGUUAAGCAUCAUUUCUUGAGGGGUUUGUCUUUCAGUUAUAGUUGGAUUGCUCAUAGAAAUGCAUGGAAGUCAGAGGGCAUGAGCAUAGACAUACUGGGGGAGUCCUUGCUUUUGAAACUUAUGUGCCAUUGUCCUUCCUUGCUUGCUUCUUUUUCUUCUUUUUUAUUUUUUCACUCUCUAAAUCGCAGAUGCCAAAUACUAUGCCAACAGACACUACAUUCCUCAAUGGCUGCUACCCAGAACCUUCCAUAGGUCGGUCUGCCUUCCUUCCUUCCUUUUUUCUUCUUUGUCAACUUUUCUCCCCUUUUUCCAUUGUGUUUAGGCCAUAAUUUUAAAAUAAUUUUUAUGGUGAGUAUGUGUUGCCAAAGCUGGCUUUUUUAUUAAAAGACAAAAUGCAUGAACUUAAAAAAUAAGCCAGCAUCUUACAAUGAAAAAAAAAAAAAGAAGUAGAACUGUGGAGCCUAAGAUGGCUGGCUGAAAUAAUCUGAAACAAAUUGCCAAACAAGUGGUAACUAUAAAUUUGAUUCUCGUGGUCCAUUCUUCUCUUUGCCCCUGAGGUCAUAUUAUUUAGUGUCAGUGUUCCAUGGUGAGUGUCCAAUUCGCAGUAUAGAAAAGUAUCCUGUGUGGUCUGUCAUGAAAUCUGCUAUGUCUCCUUAUUGAAGCCAGUUUUACUUACUCUUCGUGUUCAAUUUCAAGUAAGUCUGCCAAGAACAGUGGUUGAUAGUGUUCUACUGAAACUUGUAAUUUGGGGGAAGGGUAAAAGGGUUGUGAAUACUAGCUUACCACCUUGGAAUCUUCUUCAACUGGUAACUGACUAAGUUGAAUUCAAGGAAGAUUUGUGGGCCUAACUCUAAAGUAACCUUUCAGUGUCCCGUCAGACAUGUAUUUAUUUAGCCAGACGUACUUAUAAGAGAUGUUUGGAAUUUUGUAUGUGCAAUUUUUUAACAAAUGCAAAAAGUACCAUACAUGAAUCAGUGAGCUUCUGUCAAACAGCCCAAGUUGUAAUGUGAUUUAAGAAAAUAAAUGGAUUUUUCUAGGGCUGCUGGGAAGUUAGAAUUAGACCAUAAUGCUAAUCUCAAUAAUAUGUGGCACUGGUCUAAACUUCGAUUUAAAUCACUUUUUGGAAUAACAAAGAGGAAGGAGAGAACUAACAGCUUAUUAAUUAGAUGAGUACCAAAGUUACUGAAAAGUCAUGAAAUGUUCUCAUUCUUUACUCUCCUGGCCUCAAACAACACAGAUAACUUUUUAUUCCUUGCUCUAGAAAGCACCUGUAAUUUAAUUAACAGACUGCCUGUAGGUAUAGUGCAAUUAUGAAUGCUCUAAUCACUGUACAUACAUCUCUUGAUACUGCAUCAUCCAUACUGGCUUUGUAAUCAUUAAUUUUUUGGCAGAUUGAAUGUGCUGUAUUGAUAUGUAUCUAUGUAAUUGUAUUGUAUGUCUUAUAGCUAAUUCACAUUUUGAAUAAUGUUAUUUUAUUUACUUUUUUAAGAGAGGAGAAUGUAAAUUUGUCAGUUUAUUUCUGACUAGGGAUUUUUUUUCCAUUUAGAAAAGAAAAAAACCUUACUAUCAUACAGAGCGGUACUAGCAUCGUGCUGUAUAAAAUCAUUUGCACAUUCCUGAGUAGAGGUAUACUAAUUAUAAAGACCCAAAGGUAAUUUCAUAGCAAAAUACAAAAAAUCAGUUGGAGCUUUUAUACAAACAUGGAAACCAACUUUGUAGAACUUUUGCCAUUUGACCUAAGGUUGGAAUAUGAGCUUUUAUACAAUUCAUAUUCUUAUUUGGCAAAUGCAGUUUAGUAUUACCUCUCUGAUGGCCUUUAUUAGAAAGGCAGUUUUAGAAGCUAUUGUGAUCCACUAAGGAUGUUUUAUCAGCUAGAGACCACUGCUUGCCUGAAAGGGCGAUCUUAAAUUUGGUGCAGCAAAAAAUCAGAAAACAAAAACAAACAAACAAAAUAAAGUAAACAACAUUUGAUGGCCUACAGUGUGUAUAGAGAAAACCUCAUCACAAGAUUAUAAGUGUUAACAGUUUUAAGGAAUCAAGAUAUUCUAUUUAAUAGAGCUAUAGUAGAUGUAGUCGAUUAAUCCUGAUCUCAGAGCUCACAGAAGUUGAGCUAAACAGGGAAAGAUUAUUAUAUUUGUCUUUAUGAAAUUGGGAUGGAAUUUGCUAUGCAGAAUUGAAGUUUGUGGCUUCACAGCACAUCCUGGGGUGCAUGACAGGAUCCCUUCUUUUGAGGAAGGAAAAAAUUGAUCACCCUAGGUGCAGUGAUACCAAACACCUAAAUGUAUCCACACUAGUCAUUGAAACUAAAAAAAAAAAAAAGAAAAAGAAAAAGAAAAAAAAAAAAGAAAUUGUUGUUUCUUUGUUUGGGCUUUUAUUGAAGGGUGAGGGGUGGGAAGGGAUUCUUUUCAGUUUUGUACAAAAACAACGUUUACUCAUGCUUUCUCCUAUCGUGAUUGCAAGCAUUCUAAGCGUGUGCCACUAGGCUCCUGUUGUUGAUGCUCGAGGUAAUGGAGGCUUGUGGUGAGUUUUAUGGUGACUUGGGCAUGUUUUAUUCAAAAACAAAACACAAAAACAUUUCUUCAGCAUACCACGGCAAGCAGCCAUCUCAUGAGUCGGGUAGCACAUCGCAGUGUACCAGUUUACAGAUCAUUUCUUCCUUUUUUGUGUGAUGCGGCAGUUCCAACACACAGAGAAUUCCUGUUUGUAAAUUGGAGGUUUAUACUAUGCCUUACAGAGCUUACAUUCAGAAGUUUGUGCCUCAUAUCUGAAACAAAGGGAAAUAAUACCCAUUUCAAGCCUGUAGUCCCCUAGAAGUAGUUGGGCUUUUUCCUUAACAUUUCCAUAUAAAGAGCUCUGUUGAAUACCAGGAAUAGACUGGGAAAAAAUUCUUCUUAGGGACCUGCAUGUGUUGUUUACCAGCAGAUGACAUCUAUAAAAGGUAUUUGAAGAACACCUAGAACUUUUUUUUUUUUUUUGGGGGGGGGUAGAUUAGCAGGCCUAAUAUUUUAAAAAAGGUGAUUCAGCUAAAGGGCAAUUUACUUUUUGUACUUCAGACUAUCUUGAUUGUCGAAGUGUACGAACUGUAAUUUAAAAAUUUAUACUGCCACAUGAUUGUAAAUUUUAGUUGUCUUAAGUUAGGGAUUGUUGAAAAGCUAUUUAUGCUGGAUCUGGGUCAAAAUGACUUGAUUAUUUGCAAAAAAAAAUAAUAAUAAUGGGAAGAAAGGGCUGCAUAAUGAGGUUCUGCAAGACUUGGAUCUUGGUUGGAAAUUCCCUCAGAUGACCUUUGAUGACCCUUGAUCUCCCUUUGUUUUCAGUUUCUCAAAAGAAUGAAUGAAAUGAAAUAUAGCAGAAUGUUAACCCAUGUAAAAAUAAAGUGUACCCAAAUAUUGUAAUGGA